This is a messenger RNA of Neoarthrinium moseri, 1881 nucleotides long. RefSeq lists its product as uncharacterized. Gene Ontology annotation, biological process: intracellular protein transport. Lineage: Eukaryota; Fungi; Ascomycota; Sordariomycetes; Amphisphaeriales; Apiosporaceae. Gene Ontology annotation, cellular component: mitochondrial outer membrane. The transcript has 4 exons. Gene Ontology annotation, molecular function: protein-transporting ATPase activity; protein binding. Bases 1 to 1881 code for a protein of 626 amino acids. The record is from RefSeq and is a predicted model, not a curated record.
AUGUCUGGUGCUUCCGCCGCUCCGGCACCUCCCCUACCCACACCCCCCGUCACAGUCCCCGUCGAGUCGUCGACAUGGGACCGCAUCACCAACUGGGCCUCGGAAAACAAGACAUUGGUCUACACCAUUGCCGGAGUUACUCUAGUGGCCACUGGCGCCGGUGUUGUCUACUACCUGAACAGUGAUGUUAAGCCAAAGCCCUCGCAACCAAAGAUCAGCAAGAAGGAGAAGCGGAAAAGAAAAGAGGCUGAGCGCCAGGCCGAGGCCAACAAGGCUGCCGCCGAGGCCCAACCCGAGAAGCCCAAGGCCGCCUCGGUCGAGAGCGCCGACGAGCUGCCCCAGAUCACCGAGGAGUUGGUCGCCACCCUGACCGACGAGCAGCGCAAAGACUACGCCCUGCAGCUGAAGAACGCCGGAAACAAGGCUUACGGCAGCAAGGACUACAACAAGGCCAUUGACCUCUACUCGCAAGCCAUUCUCUGCAAGCCCGACCCCAUCUUCUACUCCAACCGCGCCGCCUGCUACAAUGCCCUCAGCGUCUGGGACAAGGUCGUCGAGGACACCACGGCCGCUGUUAACCUGGACCCCACCUAUGUCAAGGCCCUGAACCGGCGUGCCAAUGCCUACGAGCACCUCGAGCAGUACAGCGAGGCCCUGUUGGACUUCACUGCCAGCUGCAUCAUCGACGAGUUCAAGAACCAGACCAGCGCUGACUCCGUCGAGCGCCUGCUGAAGAAGGUUGCCGAGCAGAAGGCCGACAACAUCAUCAAGUCCAAGAACCCCGACAAGCUCCCCAGCCCGACCUUUGUCGCCAACUACAUCCAGAGCUUCCGCGUCAAGGACCGGCCCGCCGGCCUGGAGGACUCGGUCGAGCUGUCUUCCGAGACUGGCAAGGGACAGCUGCAGCUCGGUCUCCGGGCGAUGGACAGGAAGACCCACGAGGGCUACGAAGAGGCCGCUGGCGCCUUCGAGAAGGCCAUUGAGCUGGGCGGUCUUGACGAAUACGAAGCCCUCGCCUACAACCUGCGAGGCACUUUCCGAUGCCUCAAGGGCCAGCAGGAGGAGGCAUUGAAGGACAUGGACAAGUCUCUCGAGCUGGAUCCGGCCAUGACCCAGAGCUUUGUCAAGCGCGCAAGCAUGCACCUUGAGAGAGGCGCACGGGAAGAAGCUGCUCAGGACCUGGAGAAGGCCAUCCAGCAGAACGACCAGGACCCUGACAUCUACUACCACCGUGCCCAACUGCACUUCAUCCACGGCGAGUUCCAGGAGGCCGCCAAGGACUACCAGAAGUCGAUCGACCUGGACACCACCUUCAUCUUCUCCCACAUCCAGCUGGGUGUCACACAGUACAAGAUGGGAUCCAUAGCCUCCUCGAUGGCCACCUUCAGGAGGUGCGUCAAGAACUUUGACAAGGUUCCCGAUGUAUACAACUACUACGGUGAGCUCCUUCUGGACCAAGGCAAGUUCGACGAGGCCAUUGCCAAGUUCGACACCGCCAUGGAGAUGGAGAAGCAGACGAAGCCGAUGGCCAUGAACGUCCUCCCGCUCAUCAACAAGGCGCUUGCCCUCUUCCAGCAGAAGCAGGAGUUCACCGAGGCCGAGAAGCUCUGUGAAAAGGCCCUCAUCCUCGACCCCGAGUGUGAUAUUGCCGUUGCCACCAUGGCGCAGCUCUUGCUGCAGCAGGGCAAGGUUGUUGAGGCCCUCAAGUACUUUGAGCGUGCUGCCGAGCUCGCCCGCACUCCAGGCGAGAUCGUCAAUGCCCUGUCCUACGCAGAGGCCACGCGGACUCAGCUCGAGGUUCAGACCAAGUACCCGCAGCUUGCCGCUAAGCUCCAAGGCAUGAGCGGUGCCGGAGCUGGUGCUUUCGCCGGAGCUCGCUAG